Molecule: messenger RNA, 3387 nt
Organism: Octodon degus (degu)
Lineage: Eukaryota; Metazoa; Chordata; Mammalia; Rodentia; Octodontidae
Gene: Peli2
Product: pellino E3 ubiquitin protein ligase family member 2
Exons: 6
Coding region: 113-1465 (450 amino acids)
Biological process (GO): protein polyubiquitination; regulation of Toll signaling pathway
Molecular function (GO): protein binding; ubiquitin protein ligase activity
Source: RefSeq, a predicted model, not a curated record
UCCGUCUGCUGCUGUGGGUGUGGAGUGCAGCCUGGUUCCUGAGGCGCUUUGCAAGUCUCCAGCACACCGUGGAGGAUGUGCCUGGCAGGUCAGAAGCCGGUGGUGAUGAAGGAUGCUGCUGGAGGCAUGGUUUGGGGGGCUGGGUACUCAACCACACCCCCCGCUCUGCCCAGCGCUCUGUCCUCGGGACCUGCAGGCACGGGAGCCACCAGCUGCUCCUCUAAGCUGGAUGUGUGUCCCAUGGAGAGAAGAGUCAGGACUCCUCUUGUCAUCACUGAGGUACAAUGGUGCUUUACCUAGUGGAGACAGAGGACGGAGGAAGAGCCGCUUUGCCCUCUAUAAGCGUCCCAAGGCAAAUGGUGUCAAGCCCAGCACUGUCCACGUGAUUUCCACGCCCCAGGCGUCCAAGGCGAUCAGCUGCAGGGGCCAGCACAGCAUCUCCUACACGCUCUCCAGAAACCAGACGGUGGUGGUGGAGUACACCCAUGACCAGGACACGGACAUGUUCCAGGUGGGCAGGUCAACCGAAAGCCCCAUCGACUUUGUCGUCACAGACACCAUUUCUGGCGGCCAGCCCAGCGACGAAGCCCAGAUCACGCAGAGCACCAUCUCCAGGUUCGCCUGCAGGAUCGUGUGCGACAGGAGCGAGCCCUACACUGCGCGGAUAUUCGCCGCUGGCUUUGACUCUUCCAAAAACAUUUUCCUUGGAGAAAAGGCAGCAAAGUGGAAAAACCCCGACGGCCACAUGGACGGGCUGACCACCAACGGCGUCCUGGUCAUGCACCCGCGGGGCGGCUUCACCGAGGAAUCCCAGCCGGGGCUGUGGCGAGAGAUCUCGGUGUGUGGGGACGUGUACACCCUGAGGGAGACCCGGUCGGCGCAGCAGAAGGGCAAGCUGGUGGAAAGUGAGACCAACGUGCUGCAGGACGGCUCCCUCAUUGACCUGUGUGGGGCCACGCUUCUGUGGAGAACGGCGGACGGGCUUUUCCAUGCUCCCACACAGAAGCACAUCGAAGCACUGCGGCAGGAGAUCAAUGCCGCCCGGCCCCAGUGUCCAGUGGGGCUCAACACGCUGGCCUUUCCCAGCAUCAACCGGAAGGAGGUGGUGGAGGAGAAGCAGCCUUGGGCGUAUCUCAGCUGUGGCCACGUGCACGGGUACCACAACUGGGGCCACCGCAGCGACACGGAGGCCAAUGAGAGGGAGUGUCCCAUGUGCAGGACUGUGGGCCCCUACGUGCCUCUCUGGCUGGGCUGUGAGGCGGGAUUUUAUGUGGAUGCGGGCCCACCGACUCAUGCUUUCACUCCCUGUGGCCAUGUGUGCUCAGAGAAGUCUGCAAAGUACUGGUCUCAGAUCCCGCUGCCCCACGGGACCCACGCGUUCCACGCCGCCUGCCCCUUCUGUGCCACGCAGCUGGCCGGGGAGCAGAGCUGCAUCCGACUGAUUUUCCAGGCUCCAGUUGAUUGACGCCCUUCACAGUUACUCUGUAGCUCUGCCUUUCUGUAAUGCUGUUGGCAGAGGGGAAGGCAGACUAGGCUGGCUGGGCAGGAGGGGACGCAGGGCGUGGUGUGGAAACAUGGCGGCAGUGUCGCACACCCCGCGGGCAUCGCGUGGUCCCGACUGCGGCCAUGUCCUCAAAGUCUGCCCAGUUAAACCAUAAUCUCUGCGUGAUCGUUAGCGGUCAGCUGCCCUGCUCUUAUUUUUAACCUUGGGCUUUUAACCAGGUAUUUUCCCUUUGUAAACUCAGACACAAUUUUAAAUCCUCUCUUGCAAGCAUACCAGAAAUGUGUUCACGUGUUAUUGGCUAGUAGCGUACAACCUUGGUGUCACCUGAGGACACAUGGUGUCCACACUCACUGCCGGUGCCCGGCAUUCAGUCCCGGAGCAGACAGACGUGGCUGAUGGCCAAGAGACCUUCAGGGCAGGCACCUGUCCUCAACUAUGGGCCUUUUUUCUGGUUUAUUUUACUGGCGAUUUGUGGAGAGGGAGUAUUCAUCUGCGACUGCAGGUUUUUCCUACGGUAAUGGAAUUUACUUACCCACCCACGUCAGUUAUUCAGCAUUCCAAACAAAGAACUUUCCAUGAUGUUUUAGUCUGCAUUUUAUAUUUCUGCUUCAUACACUUUGUCCCCAACCCUCAUCUUGCAUGGCCAGAGCUGCUUGAUUAGCUGCACACAGCAGCUCUUGGGUAUCAGUACGCAGCACUGUGGCCGGGCACUGUGAAGCCAGCCUCACCCACACACGGAAUAUUCGAGAUCUGGGAGAGUUCAAAGUGCACUUUUAUGUUUUAAAACCACUUGUUGGGCUUUCCUUGGCUGUUUUGUCUUUAAGGAGUCAAAAUGCUGUGAGUCCAAAGGCCACACCCUGCAGCAGUGCAGGCCCUUUUGUCUGCCCACUUCGCACCAUCCGUCCCCUUCUUUUGCAGCUUUAGGAGCCCUAAGUUUUCACAGUGUUUGCAAAUGAAACUAGAUUUAAACGUGAUCAUUAGAUAUCCCCAGAACCGAAUGGCACCUCAGUGGAGAUCACUUGAGAUUCCUGACUUAGAGCGAAGGAGUGUUUCCUGCGGAAUAAUUCAGUCAGAAUUUUCUGUAUGCUUUCCCCGCCCCUCUCUGUCGGCGUCUUUUCAUUUUGAUGAAUAAUUCCUGGGUGCUCAUUUUUGUGCUCAAUACCAGAGCACUGUUUCCAAAAACCGCAAAUUGGGUGAGCUGAGAUAGGCCCCUGCAUGAGGAACAAGUGUCCCUUUGAAAUAACGUCCUCUUUGGUGGAUUAUUGCAGAUCUGAACUACAUUUUUUAACUUUUGUAAAUAUAUGUAAUUUAUAUGAUUCUAAUAUACUAUAUUCAUACUUGAAUUGGUUUUCCCAUAUUUUGCCUAUUGGCAAGUAUUUUGCCUAUUUUUAAUCAUUCUAACCUGUUUGAAUACUCUUUUUUCUUAAAGUGAUAAGAUAUAUAUCUCUUAAUUGCUGCUGCUUAAUUUAACUUAAUAUUUUAAAAGGUCAGCCUGUCAGUUUUAAAAUAGCUUUAUUUUUCAAUGGAGAUCAUUGUUUAGGAUGGGGUAUUUUUGUUCGGGUAAUUUUUAAAUGAUGUGGAAAUCCGACAGUAGUCCUCUUCCUGAUCACCUCCUCUGUUCUGUGUAGUUUACCUGCAGACACACGAUAAAAUGUGAUUGCCCACAAUGAUGUAUUGAACACUGUCUGGCCUAGUCUCCAGCUGUCCCUGAGAGAGUGUCUUACAGUGUAAUCCUUGGGCUCCGAGCACGGCUAAAGGAGGCACUUCCUCCUUUGUCUUACUCUAUGACCUGAGGAUUUCUCAUACCCCAAGCUCAUCAAGCUCGUCUUAUGGGGUAUGUGGCCUUGCACCCCAAAAGGCUGUAUCUCACUGACCAAAAAAAA